Messenger RNA from Corylus avellana, 534 nucleotides. Lineage: Eukaryota; Viridiplantae; Streptophyta; Magnoliopsida; Fagales; Betulaceae. The record is from RefSeq and is a predicted model, not a curated record.
AUGGUCACAGGAGGUCUUGCAUCAAGGACUCGUACAUCUGAUAGGAUUAGAGGUAUUUUCCGUAGUACACCGACCCGGGCUCCUGUACAUAUUGACCUCACUGAAGAGGUCCCCGCUGGAACCCAACCUUCACGUACAGGGCCUAGAACUAGAGGUGGUGGAACUGGAUGGAAAGCUAUGGGUAGUGGACCUAGAAGGGCUAAAAUGGGGAGGGGAUUUGCAAUUCGAGGUGGUGGAGGCAGAGGUGGUGUAGGCAUUGAUGUUGCAGGCAGAGGUGGGGCAAGCAUUGAUGUUGCAGGCAGAGGUGGGGCAGGCAGAGGUGGGGUAGGCAUAAGUGUUGCAGGCAGAAGUGGUGCAGGCAGAGGUGGUAUAGCUGCACCUACUACUGCUGCACCUCCUCAUGCUGAUGGUACUGUAGCAAAGUCUGAUAAUAUCGCAAAGUUGAAAGGAAAACGCAUUGCAACAACAGUAGAAAAGGGUAUUGAAAUUAUGGAAGGCAAGAGGAAACGGCUCAAUCCACAAUGGAAGCCGUAA